GAUUUGCUAUUUGGACACCUCGAAUAUAUGUAUCUACUAUGUACCAAAAUAUGAAAAAAAUUAUAAUAUCAAAAAUUCAUGAAAAAUCAUAUACGUUUAAGGGAAGCCGGUUAUUUACCAAGUCCUAGAAUAGAUAACAAUCUUGUGACAGGGAUGGCAAAUCUAGAGGAAUUUUACAAUCUUUGUUACUCUAGUUGUACAAAUGAAGUCUUUUCUAGCAUCCCCAAUUUAAAGAGAUUGACCAUUCACGCACCUUUUAGAGUAGGAUACAUUAUUCGAUGUCUUCUCUUGGAUAUGUCGAGCUUGACAAAACUUGAGGCAUUCAAGCUUUCCUGGAGAUAUAAUUAUGAAAAUCCCAUCAAAAGAUUUGUUUUUCCGGAAUCACUUAGAAGAUUGUCUUUAACUAGGUGUUCUAAGUUUAUUUGGGAAGAGAUAUCAUCAACUUUUAUCAUGUUGCCACAUCUUGAAGAGCUCAAACUUAAAUAUUGUCGAGCCGAAGAUGAUGUAUGGAGAUUGACUGACAAAGACAUAUUCAGAAGCUUGAAGUUGUUGUUACUGAGCGAGCUAAAUCUUAAGGGUUGGGAAGCAAGCAGCGAUAACUUCCCUAAUCUAAAACGCCUUGUUCUGAAGAAAUGCAAGGACCUGCAAGAAAUUCCAACAGAUUUCGGGGAAAUUUGUACUUUGGAAUCAAUUGAGUUACAUGAUUGCAGCACUACUUCUGAGGAAUCUGCCAGAAAUAUCGAACAAGAACAAGAGGACAUGGGAAAUAAUAUCCUUAAGGUCUACAUCCAUAACAGCGACAGUAAUUGAAGCUUAUUUUGAGGGAUCAUCUAAUGCUAUCUUCCGAAUUCAGAACCUUGUACUUCAUAUUUUUGUUUUUAUAUUCUGAUGGCUUGUUAAUUUCAUGUUUUAGGAAUAAGCAUGUUUAAUUCAUGUAUCGGCCAAUUGUGUUUUUUUAUUUAUUUUGUAAACGGUAACUAGUGAUUUAUUUUCUGAGAUAACAUGUUCUAAGUUGCUGCCAGUGGUUAUUACGGCAGCAAAGGACAGAGUGCCCAACGUCAAAUUUAAUGUUGCAAAGGUGUUGCAGUCCCUUAUCCCUGUUGUUGACCAAUCAGUGAGAACUCUCAUCUACCUUCUUUUCUUGGAUUGGUUACUUGGUUUAGUUGAAAUAACGAUUGAGCUUACUUACGUUGUUGUUUGUUGAAGAAAGUUUACACUUGCAUAUCCUCGCUAUACCUUAAUGUCGACUUUCUAGUUUAGUAGAGCUAGCUGAGGACCCUGAUGUCGAUGUCCGUUUUUAUGCAAGUCAAGCACUUCAGCCAAUUGAUGAUGUCAUGAUGUUAAGCUAGAGAUACUUA
Solanum tuberosum (potato) is the source of this 1358-nucleotide messenger RNA. RefSeq names its product putative late blight resistance protein homolog R1A-3. The coding region runs from base 79 to 810 and encodes 243 amino acids. The record is from RefSeq and is a predicted model, not a curated record. The transcript has 3 exons. Lineage: Eukaryota; Viridiplantae; Streptophyta; Magnoliopsida; Solanales; Solanaceae.